AUGGAAUACGUCGGCCGUAUCAGCAAUCUCAUCACCACUGUCCAUCAGUUCUACAAUGACAUAAAUCCGGCCACACUGUCGGGUGCGAUUGACAUUGUCGUUGUCCGACAACAGAACGGUGAACUUGCUUGUUCCCCGUUCCAUGUUCGGUUCGGCAAACUUUCCUUAUUAAUGCCUCAAGAGAAAAAGGUCGAGAUCGAAAUUAACGGCCAGGUAAUACCGUACAUGAUGAAAUUGGGUGAGGCUGGCGAGGCCUUUUUCGUCUUUGAGACAGAGCAUGAAGUACCUGAAGAGUUCCAGACGUCGCCCAUCAUGCAAGCUGAAGAAGAGACCCAAGAAGAUGAGGAACCGCCCUAUCUCGAUAUUGGCGAAUCGAAAACCCCCACAAAAGAUCAACAAAAAUCAAAUGACGUAGCAGCAGAUGGCUUCGAUGACGAAACAGACAAGAAGCACACAACAUUACGGAUCCCAGCAGAACUUCAGUCGCCCAAAAUGAUCAUUGAAGAGCAAGUCGAUAAAGUCGUGACAAAGAUGGACCCAUUCCUGCAACAACAACAACAACAAGCGCAGGAGCAGCAACAUGAUCAAGGCGACAAUAUUAAGGACUCGGAUAACGCGACCCAUGAAGCACAGAACGAUGUGUAUCCCAUGGAAGACGGCGCCACUCUUCUCGAGCGCUGCAUUCCUGAAGCCAUCACUAGCACGACCGUUGCCAAGGAAACAUUCAUCGUUCGCCCCGCUGACGGAGACAUUUACAGCACUUGGAUGGAUGUUACACACACUUCUGUCCACACUCGGAACGCUCCCACGGAACCCACAUCGCCUCGCCAGGGCGAUGCAGAGUCGAUCUUCUUGGAUAUUGCUGGCUACAAGACCGAGAACGAUGACGACAAGAUCAAGGCAGAGGAUUUAUUAGCAACGCCAACUACUGAAGUCGAGCGAUCAUUAGCUUCGCUCCAAGUAGACACGACGGCGAAAAAAGGAGUAGAGGAGGAGAAACAGUCAGCUCAAGAAGAACAAGGCAUCAAUGGGUCUAGCACCGAAGCUGUUACAGCAGCCACCACCACUGCUGCUGCUGAAGAGAAAGAACUUGGAUCAUUAGAGGAGCAACCACAAGAAGCACUCCAGCAGCAAAUAAAUGACAUCAAACUUACGCCUGGGGAGACUUAUCGGAUCGAGCUGAGCUUAUGUAGCCUUGUUGCAUUGGGCUCUGAUGAGGAAAAGAACGCAGAGAUCUUUGACAAGGAGCAACUCACCUAUGACAACUUUGUCCACAAUCCCAAUCUGCUCAACGAUCGUCGCUUGGUAUUCCGACACCGCAACCGCUAUUAUGCUUCCAGCCACGCUGGCCCCUUGUUCACCUCAUUAUUGCUGUUCCGCAAGCCGCUGGCUGAAGUAGCCGAUGCUGUUCAAGAGGAUCCGACACAGCAACAAGUGUCCGACAGCAGGGAUACCUACUCGUUCGGUCGUGGUUGGCGACAAUGGCUGAGUCGAUCAUCCAUCGCCGCAGGUGGAGGAGCUGCACCUUCUGUUGCAAGCACACCAGCAAUGACACCAUCCGUGGAGGGUGCUGCGGGUGACAUGUUGUCAAUAGCAGCAGCAGCAGCAACAGCAACAGAAACAGAGGCCAAUGAGACGACGACAUUCACGACGACUACCAAAACGACCUCUGUUGGCUGGUCUCCCAACCACACGCAUCCCGAUGAAGAGCCGCUCGAUUUCCCUGUCAAGAACUAUGCCAAGACGCUUCGACUGACAUCGGAGCAGCUCAAAAGUCUGAAUCUGAAGAAGGGAGCCAACAAUGUGUGCUUUUCAGUGACGUCUGCCUACCAAGGCAAGGCAACGUGCACGGCCAAGGUGUUCUUUUGGGACUAUGAUGUGAACAUUGUGAUAUCCGACAUUGACGGCACGAUCACCAAGUCGGAUGCCCUGGGCCACAUGUUUAAUUUCAUUGGCAAAGACUGGACGCACACGGGCGUGGCCAAGUUAUAUACGGACGUUGAAAAGAAUGGGUAUCAGUUUUUGUACCUGACCAGCCGAGCCAUUGGCCAGGCCGACUCGACACGCGACUACUUGCAAAGGGUACAACAGAACCAAUACCAGCUGCCCGAGGGCCCCGUCAUCAUGUCUCCAGACCGUCUGUUCACAUCGUUCCACCGCGAAGUGAUCAUGCGCAAGCCCGAGGUGUUCAAGAUGGCCUGCUUGCGCGACGUGCUGCGUCUGUUUGGCGGUAAAAACCCCUUUUAUGCGGGUUUUGGCAACCGAAUCACCGAUGCGAUAUCGUACCGAAGCGUUGACGUGCCUGCAUCGCGCAUAUUCACGAUUGAUGCGAACGGUGAGCUCAAGCUGGAGCUUUUGACCGGCUUCAAGUCUUCUUACUUGCACUUGAAUGACCUGGUGGACCAGAUUUUCCCGCCCAUCAACAAGGCGAUCCAUGAGGAAUUUAGCGACUAUAAUUUUUGGAAAGCGCCGUUGCCGGAAAUUGAGCUGCCUGAUGAAGAAACUCAACCAACCCCAACCUCUCCUAAAACCAAGCCGAAACCCAUCGUCUCCGAUCCAUCCGCGCUACCGCCCCAAUCUGUGGUCGCUUCUACCCCACCACCCUCUCGCCAGCGUGGUAUCUUGCGCAGCUUCACUUCAAGAUCAUCGACAACAACAACAACAACAUCCUCAUCAACGUCAUUAUCAUCAACGGCUUCAAUAACAGCAGCAGCGACUGCAAUACCCGCAUAUCCCUCCUCCUCCAGUCUUAAAAUCGCAGCUUCUUCGAGCACGCCAGCCUUGUCAACAACCACAACCUAUUCUCCGUUAUCUUCGUCACCUCCUGCUCGGCAUUCGGCAACAACCCCGCCGCCUGUCGUGGGCAGUCCGAUCGAGCCAUCCUCGCCGCUGACAAGCGUUGCUUCAACCGACGAUCCAACCACACCCGUCGAUGGUUCAUCCGGUGGUAUUGUAAACAAGGUACUGGGCGGUGUCUUCUCGCGCACGUUUGCAAGCAAAUCCACGACAAAUGUCAGUUCAACAACGUACGAAGACUAUGAAGAAGCCGACGACGAUGCGUUUGACUCCACGCUGGACGCGAUUGCAGACGAAAUCGAUAUGGACAACAUCCCAUUCAUAUAA
This is a messenger RNA of Zychaea mexicana, 3123 nucleotides long. Its product is annotated as Lipin/Ned1/Smp2-domain-containing protein. The coding region runs from base 1 to 3123 and encodes 1040 amino acids. The record is from RefSeq and is a predicted model, not a curated record. Gene Ontology annotation, molecular function: phosphatidate phosphatase activity. Lineage: Eukaryota; Fungi; Mucoromycota; Mucoromycetes; Mucorales; Lichtheimiaceae. Gene Ontology annotation, cellular component: nucleus. The transcript has 4 exons. Gene Ontology annotation, biological process: fatty acid catabolic process; triglyceride biosynthetic process.